Molecule: messenger RNA, 1401 nt
Organism: Phymastichus coffea
Lineage: Eukaryota; Metazoa; Arthropoda; Insecta; Hymenoptera; Eulophidae
Product: zinc finger protein 567-like
Exons: 4
Coding region: 1-1401 (466 amino acids)
Biological process (GO): regulation of transcription by RNA polymerase II
Cellular component (GO): chromosome
Molecular function (GO): chromatin insulator sequence binding
Source: RefSeq, a predicted model, not a curated record
AUGGAGCAGCACUCGUGUCCGCAAUGUGGCGCCACCUUUCCGAAGAGAACGCUGUUAAAGCGACAUGUGUUGCGCUCCUGCAAAUUCGUACGUCGUCAAUGCGACGUUUACGAGUGCAACUCUUGUCCAUAUCGAAGCAACUACAAAGCUAACAUCGAGCGGCACGUACGAAACUUACACCCGACUGGUACCGAGAGUCUUGAGUUCCAAUGCCAAUUGUGCGACUUUAGAAAUGACAUGAUAGAAGCUCUUUUCCAUCCUUGCCAAAUCAAACUUGAAUUGCAAGGAAAUCCUGCAGUACCAACACCCGUUCAAAAUAGACGUGGCAAGAUAACGCCACUCGAGUAUCAAAACUUCAUGUGUGGUCAGUGUGGCAAAGGCUACAAGUGGAUGGAGAAUCUCCAGAGACACCAGAGACUUGAAUGCGGGAAAUCGCCAAAGUUCGUGUACGAUACGAUGCUGACAAGUUUGUGGAUCACCCCAGCUGACGAAGCAGAGGUAGUGCCCGUCAAAAGCGAGAUCAAAAGCGUCGACGGUAGCGAGCCUUUGACCAGCAUAAUCGAAGAUAUGGAAGAAUUUUAUUUGCCAACUCCGCCGAGUUUCGAAUGCGAACAACUUUGGCCGCUCGCAACUACUCUCGCACUGUCAACUCGUAAGCGCUCCAGGCGUACUAAAGACUCGCCCCAGCAAAAGGAUCUCAAGUGUCUCAAUUGCAACAAGCAGUUUUCGAGAAUCGACAGCCUUAACAGGCACAAAAAACUCUACUCAAUCGUAAUUGAAGAAGAAUUCAUAUGUUUACCACCUGUAACCCAAAAAUCACAAGCCUUCGAUUUAUCUGCAGCAAGGGACGAACAAUUUGACGAAGCCAGUUAUAUAUAUCAGAGACAUGGGAAGACUUAUUUAGAACAGCCAAUUCAGAAGUUACACGAAAAGUACGGCGGCGAUGUACCGAAGUUUUUCUGCAAUUACUGCAAUUACUCGUGCACGUCGAAAUCGAAUAUGCUCAAUCAUAUAAGAACACAUUGCCUGACUACUGUCCGUAUCGAGCAUCCAAAGCAAUCCGAAAAAUCGUACAUAUGCGAAACGUGCGGCAAAGUCUACGCGUCAAAAGGUGGCUUGUGCAAUCAUAGAAAGUACGUGUGCGGAAAAGAGCCGAGUUUCUUUUGCAUGUAUUGCGACAGAAUCUUCGCGCACAAAGGAAACUUGAACGAGCACAUCAACAAUCGGCACAAGCCCAAUGACUCGUCAUUCAAAUAUCAGUGCCUGCUUUGCGGCAAAUCCUAUAAGUACAAGCGAGGUUUAGUGCGACACUCCAAGUAUGGAUGCAAACAGUUCGAGAGACUUACUCCCGCAACAAUCUCGUUUGCUGGACUAAAGACCACUUCGUUACAGAAACAAUAG